CAAAUUCCAACUCCAUUUUCUUCUCACAUUUUUCUUCGGUUCAGAUUUUGCGGUCCCCCAUCUCUCAACCCCCCACCAAAACGGUCGAAUUUCUCACCGCCGCUUUCGUCUCCUCCGUCUGGUCAAUCCCAAUGCCCGAUCUCCACCGCCGAUUCUGACCCCCUCUCCGCCACUUGGGUUCGCUUCUGGGAUGGCUUUCGCGAAGUGGGUCGCGACGGGAUUCGCGUAGAGAAUGAUAAAAUCACAUUGCAUGGAACUUGGGGUUUUGAACUCAGCCGGUUCAUUGCCUCCGUCCGCCGCCAUCGAAUGCCGAUUCCGCUUCCAAUCGGCAUUCGAUUCCUUCUGCAUCGCCUCCGAAGCCUUUUAUGAGCUGCUGUUGCGUCGUCGUUUUUUGGCCCGAUCAACGGCGAUUUCUCUCUUCAGCUGAACGAGAGAAAAAUACGUUUUUCUAAUUAAAAAAUUUGACCCACUAAAUUAUAUAUUAAGAGGAAAAAAAAUAACAUAUAUAUAUAUAUAUAAUAAAAUAAAAUAAAAAAGUCCUUAUCUUUCUGGUAGUUGUUUGGUUCUUGGAAGGAAAUGAAUUCAGGGGUCCGAUUGGUAUCGCCAGCAAGUAAUGGGAAGUUGCCGGUGGCGAAGCUCCCUGAUGAAGAGGCCGAUUUUAUAGAGAAGGACCCAAGCAAUCGCUACGUUCGGUACAAUGAAAUCUUGGGCAAGGGUGCCUUCAAGACUGUCUACAAGGCAUUUGAUGAAGUUGAUGGAAUAGAAGUGGCAUGGAACCAAGUGAAGAUUGAUGCUGUCUUGCGAUCGCCAGAAGAUUUGGAGAAAUUGUAUUCUGAAGUUCAUCUGCUGAAAUCGGUGAAACAUGACAAUAUUAUUAAGUUCUAUAAUUCAUGGGUGGAUGAUCAGAAAAAUACGAUUAACAUGAUUACGGAGCUCUUCACAUCUGGAAGCCUAAGGCGAUAUCGUAAGAAGCAUAAGAAUGUUGAUAUGAAGGCCAUAAGGAACUGGGCAAGGCAGAUUCUCGGAGGUUUAGUCUUUCUCCACAGUCAUAACCCCCCUAUCAUUCAUAGAGACUUAAAAUGUGAUAAUAUUUUCAUUAAUGGAAAUCUUGGAGAAGUUAAAAUCGGAGACCUUGGAUUGGCAACUGUUAUGCAGCAGCCUACUGCUCGCAGUGUGAUUGGGACUCCCGAGUUUAUGGCUCCAGAGCUCUAUGAAGAGGAAUAUAAUGAACUCGUUGAUGUAUACUCCUUCGGAAUGUGCAUGUUAGAGAUGGUUACCUUUGAGUAUCCAUAUUGUGAAUGCAAAAGUCCUGCUCAAAUAUUUAAGAAGGUUACCUCUGGCGUUAAACCUGCUGCCCUUGGUAAGGUGAAUGACCCCCAAAUCAAAAGGUUUAUUGAGAAAUGUCUGGUUCCUGCAUCUGAGAGGCUUUCGGCGAAAGAGCUGCUCAAAGAUGCAUUCCUUCAAGUUGACAAUCCAAAGGAACCAAUCUGCGAUCCCUUACAGUUACCUAACCAGAGUCUGAAAGCGACAAGUUUACCAAAGUCCGGGCCUUUUUCCAUGGACAUAGAUACUGACUACAAGCAGCUAUCUAUAAGCACAUUUGCAGGAUGCAACAAUGGGAGUCCACAGGUUCUGGAAUUUCAAAGGACACAUAAGAACAACGAGUUCAGGUUAAGUGGGAUAAAAAAUGAUGACGAUUCAGUAUCAUUAACCUUGCGUAUAGCUGAUGCAAGUGGUAAGGCGAGGAAUAUACAUUUUCUCUUUUACAUUGCUAGUGAUACAGCAGUGUCUGUGGCGAGCGAGAUGGUUGAACAACUGGAAUUAACAAAUCACGAUGUGGCCUUCAUUGCUGAGUUUAUUGACUACUUGAUAAUGAAAUUUCUACCCGGUUGGAAGCCCUCAUCUGAUUAUUCCUCAAGUGGACCAACGAGUCUUUGUGGCGGAUCCCCAGUCUAUAGAAAUGGGAAACCCUCAUUGUCAAGCCUGUGGGGUCCAGUGCUAUCCGGUGCCCCUGCUGGCUCAAUGGUUGAGCAAGAUGGUAGCUCCUGUGAUAACCCUGAUACAAUCAAUUUUAACGGUGGCAUUACCUCUUAUCCAAGCUUUGCUGAUUUUGCCGUUGAACAUUCAAAAGUAUCGGUUCACUCUGAGGUAAUGGUUGAUGAUGGUUCCACCAAAAACGACCAAGCAGUUGAAUCUGUCAAUUGCAAUACUUCUGAACUCAAGCUGAGGUACUCAUAUUUAGUUGACAGCAAGCUACAGAGCGAUUGCUCUAGCAAUGGAGGAGGCUUCCCAGUGAAUGGAAUCAUAAAGAACUUGGAAUUUCCAUUGCAUGAGCAUGAUUUAUCGAAAGAUAUGAGCUUGACAAGCAGCUGUUCUUCACUAUCUUUGGCAGAUAACGAUCUGGAUGCCGAUUUAAAGUUGGAACUCGAAACGAUUGAGUUGCAGUACCAGCAGUGGUUCCAGGAACUUUCAAGGAUGAGGGAGAAAGCAUUGGAAACGACCAGAAAGAGAUGGAUGGACAAAAAGAAAGUGGCUGUUCACUAAUACUGAACCUUCUCGGAACUAAAUUUUGUGCUGAUAUCCUGUUACUUUUGUUUGUUGAGUAUGAAUGGUAUACCGGAUUUGUUAA
This is a messenger RNA of Pyrus x bretschneideri (Chinese white pear), 2629 nucleotides long. Its product is annotated as probable serine/threonine-protein kinase WNK10. Gene Ontology annotation, molecular function: ATP binding; protein serine/threonine kinase activity. Gene Ontology annotation, cellular component: cytoplasm. NCBI's taxonomy places the organism in Eukaryota, Viridiplantae, Streptophyta, Magnoliopsida, Rosales, Rosaceae. The transcript has 7 exons. The record is from RefSeq and is a predicted model, not a curated record. Gene Ontology annotation, biological process: intracellular signal transduction; protein phosphorylation. The coding region runs from base 577 to 2544 and encodes 655 amino acids.